GACAAAACGACAGACCAGAUCUACAAGGUGUGAUGCGACAUCAGGGAUUGAAAUAUUUAGCUUACAAUAAUGUCGGGUAUAGCGUAGGACUGGAAUCAUAGUUUCAAAAGACCUGUUGAUACAAUGGCGUCUUCAGCACAGAGAGGCGUUAAGUUUUCUCUGCUUGUUGGACUGUCAACAACGCCAAAAGUAAAAAUUAAGCCUUGGCAACGUGAGAAGAUUUAUGAGUGUAUUAAGACGGUCCUUCCCUUGUUUGCAAAACGUCUAGAUAUUGUUGAAAAUAUUAAAUUUUGUAAAGUUGUAAGCAUAACAAAAGACAAAAAUCAUGACAUAAAACUAGAACUUUCAGUAUCAAGUUUAGAUGAUUUUGACAAAUUGGCUGAAUAUACUAAACCAGUUCAACAAGAUUCAAAGAAUGGAUUAUCAUAUGCAAUAAGUACAUUCUUUCAAGAGCAAGAUAUACUGUCGAAAUGUGGGUUUUAUUCGAAACUGGAAAUAAACAUUUCUGUUGUUAUGUCUGAUACGGAAAGAAAGAAGUGGAAAAAAGAGCUUGGCAAACAAGGGUUAACUUCAGAGAAUUCUUCUGAUUCUGGAGGGAUUCCCAGUGUUUCUGCAAAAGUAUGUCGAGAAGAAGAUAGGCGUGGUGGAAAUGCAGGGACAAGUGUAUUAUCUAAUGUCAGUGAUGUGAAAGUUGCACAAAAUUCAAUAAAGGCAGUGAAAGGUAAUUUUGAACAAAGAAAGACUGAUUACCCAGGCAUGGCGCAAGGAAAAUGUGAACAGGUCAGUGAUGUGAAAGUUGCACAUAAUUCCAUAAAGGCAGUGAAAGUUGAUUUUGAACAAAGAAAUACUGAUUACCAAGGCAUGGUACAAGGAAAAGGUGUAAAGGACUCACAUGUUAGAAUGACAUUUAUUGUGGAUGUACCUGCAGAGUCGAAUGUCUUAUACGUUCAAAUAAGAAGCCAAUCCUUGAUGGAGUUAAAUACAGAACUGUUUUAUCGAGGAAAUUGCAUGUAUGAGGUAACUAUAAAUAUGCCUUUACUUACUAAACCGUCAUCUUUGUACUGGUAUGAGAUCAUGUUUAAGGACUACACUUUGUAUUUCUUUAAACAAACAAGAGAAGUAAAAUCUGAAUGUUUUCUUCUUGGAGAAAGUUCUAUGCACAGAGAUAUGCUGCGGGGAGAAAAAAGUCUCCAAGCACAUUUACUGGAUAUUACUACUUACGUUGGUGAUAGGGACAGUGAAAGUGACUUAAUCAUGCAAAUAGAAGAAAUAUGCAGGAAAAUCAAUUACUUGAGUAAUCAAACAAUAAAAGACGUCUUAAAGAAUUUAUUGAAAAGCAGAAGAGAUUGUUCACCAAAGUUUCUUGUUCGAUUUGCAUUUGUUGCUGGGUUUUUAUGUAGGAACAUCUUUGAUGUCCUGUAUAAUGUGCUUGAUUCUACAUUAGCACACGAAAUUCUUGGUGCCUUGUUACAGAAGAGACUGAGUGACUAUCCUGUAUCAUGUGUUGAGUACAUGCCAUCGCUGAGCAAACAUCUUUUCAAAAUAGGCUACAAAGCCAACUUCUCUGCUGUCAUGUUUUUAAGACGUGCAUCAAUAUUUCUUCCAGAAAAAUCAAUGCUAUCAGCUUUGCAGGAUUGUAUAUCUAAAAAGGAAAAUAUUUUCAUUGACGAAAAGCACUGCAAGACCGAUGCAUUUGAUAUCUGUAUAUCAUUUUACAGGAAGUAUAUUGAAACACGAAGUGAAUCUGCAUUGGGAAUUGUUCAAUGUUUAUUUCAACAUCUCCCUCUAGAUAUUGCCUUGGACAUCUUUGACCAUGUUUAUCAGUUACAUUUAUCUGAUUAUGAAGCAUAUGCUGAAGUUAAGGAAUACAUCUUUACUGCAGUAACUGCUUGUUUAAAAUCACAGAUUUUAGCAUUUUCCAACAAAAGUGUGAGAGAAAAGGACAUAACAACCCUGCUGAAAAAAGCAACUGUAUUAGGUAAAUACGGACUCACUACAAGUGAGUCCCACAUUCGAAGGACUCUAGAAGACAGUGUCAUCACUUGUUUCUCAUCACAUUUUUUGAAUAUAAGUUUUCUUCAGAAAGAUGUUGAAGACUUUCUUCAGUAUUCUGGAUGCUUUCAGGACUUAGAUACUCAGCUGCUUCUUUUGAAAUCGUGGUCAGACGCAAAAUUGACAGAUGUCCGAAAAUUGUUUGUCUCAUUCAGUCAAAAUAAAUAUCUGAAUGAUGCAUACAUUUACUUAGAAUUUGAUGCUUAUAAAAGGUGUCUGGUGAAUGAAAUCAAAAUGACGAAAUUAACGGACGAGGGUGAGAUACCAAUGGCAUUCCAAAAAUUGUGCAACAUGUUGAAGUUAAGAGUUGUAUCUGAAAGAGAAGAUGUAAAAAAGGCUCUUAUGUCUGUUACAACUGAUAUCCUUGGGCGGUAUGACUUGAGAGGAAUGCUGCAACAUGUAGACAAAAUAACAAAGUUAUGUGAAGGUGAACCAACUGCCUCAAAUUUAUACAAAGAGCAUGUUCAAGAUCAGUUGAAGAAAAGAGGAUUUGACCCAAGUGAAGUUUUGUAUCACUUCUGUACACAUGGCACUUUGCGAGUGAAUACAAAGACAACAUGUGAUAUUGUUUGCACUAUUGUGGACUUGUUUUUCAAGAAAUUUGUGCAGGAAGAUAUAUUUGAAAGGUUUUUAGCUCAAAUACCCCAUGCCUCAUUUUGGGAGCUUAUUGCAGGAGGAGAAGGUUCCCGUAUACAGGAUGUUAAGAAAAAUACCACUUUCAUUUCUGUUAUAUCCUGUUUUAAAACAGUAGCUCAGUUGCUUCAAAGUAAAGAGGUUAAUAUUUGUUUCUUGAAAAAAAUGAAUAUUUCGGACAGAAAAACAAAAAGAAUACUACAGCUGGGAAUGGGAAGAAUUGAGAAGAGUAAGAUAGACGAUAUUGAAAAUGAAUUCAAAGCUGUUGUUAAAAAUGUACACGAUACUGUUAAUAUUGUACAAGAAGUUCUUCAAGAAGUUAACAUUAGAAUGAAUGACGAAGAGAAAGUAGAUCUGACAUUAGUAAAGAAAGAAGUAGAUGUUGUGAAAGAAAGGAUAGAAAGGGGUACUUUAUCCUUGAGGGAAUGUCAGUCGAUGAAGUGGUUGUGGGGUGAACUUCGUAAACUGCCAGACAUAUGUUUGAAAGUGCAGCCAAUAAUUAAGUCUGAUGUACUAUGGAAUGUAAGCAGACGGGUUAUUUUUGAAAAGUUUGAAGAAUCUCUACAAUGCGGAUCCAAAUUGCAUGGACUUCUUUCUAUUCGGUUUCUGUUUGACAAUUUAUCUGAGGAAGAUGAUGUUGAGAACUUAACAACGAUACAACAGACAGCUGAUUUCUUAAAAAUUAUAGAAAAAGAUGGAAUCCAACUAUAUAUCAACAGCUGGGAAAAUCUUGAAACAAACAUUUCCGUAUCAAUGCAGUCUGUACAAGAAAUGUUUGAAAAUGCAAAUGUUCCCGACGAAAUUAAAACAGUGGAAACGUACAUUAAUCGCAGUAUCAAACGCACAGUGAAGACAACUCUAACACAGAUUUGGAGAAAAAAUGAAGUGAUUGAGAAAGCAAAAACAAUGAUGGCAGUACUGAAGGCAUUUGAGUGUGAUAUUUCUAAUGACAAUGAGCUAAAUAUAGCUUUGAAGUCAUUCAAUGACCUUAUUCAUCAAGAGAUUUCCGAUUUUACCUUGCAAGACGUUCAAAUUGCAUUAGAUACAAUAUUUUCAUUGGCAGAUACUUUAGAUGAUGAAACAGUGUGCAUAAUGGCUGAAAUAGGAAAGUCAUCAGUUCUGUUAGAAUUUUUGAAAGAGAUUGCUGUUGAAGACGUCAGAAAUUUGAUUGAUGCUGUAGAAGAUAUAUCUGAAUCACACGUUCAAGAGUCAACCGUCUCUGCACUGAUUGAAGUAAAAAGAUUCCUUUUACCUUUACUUAUACAAGAAAAACAGCUACAUGAAAAUGGUAGCCGUUGGAUAUUCAAAACUUUAAAGAAACAGACAAAGCAAUUUGGGAAAAAUGCAAGAAGUAUUCCUGAUAAAAUAAUUGAUUGUAGUCUAAAUAUUCACAAUUUGAAAUCACUUUACAAUAAUGUAGCAAAUAGAGGGCAACAGACAAAAGAAAUAAUCAAAAGUAUUGUAACUAAAGGCAGAUUUGUUUUCAAACUGAGGCAAGACGGUGAUCACGUGAGCUUUGAGGUGUCAUAUAAAGACAAUAAAAACAGUUUUACAAAGAAUGAAAAUACAUUGUCAGAUAUCCGUAGUCGAGCACUCCUGUUACUCAACUCUGAACGAGAAAGUUUAGAAAGCAACGUAAAUCAAGAAGAGUUCAAACUUUUCAUAGAGUAUGUAAAUAUAUGCUUAGAGAUACGAGAUAUCUUAUUUGAUCUAUAUUCUUCUGGCCAUAUCAAAUAUACAGUGUUAAAACUUGUGUUGCAGCCAAAUGAGCUUACAGAAACGAAAGAUAGACUGAAAAAAGAAUUGCAAGAUUGGAUGAGCUGCAUAUAUGAAACAAGAAACAAAUAUUAUUUGAUGAAUUUCAUACAAGGAUGUCAGGUUCGGGUUAUAUCUGAAUUUCUAGAAAGUGGUGCCCGACAAAAUGUAGUGGAGGCAAUUAUGAAGUUUAUUCAUCCAUGUUUGUCUGCAAAAUUGCUGAUUGAUACAUAUAGGUCAGAGCUGUGCUUGAAAAACGAAACAUUAGUACUUGACGAAUUGGGUCGCUCUCUUCAUGAAAUUUACGAAGGCAUGGAAAUCUACUCGAGAAAUAUGGAGAGCUUUGGCAAUAAGCAAACUACAGCUAAAUUAACAGAAUGUGUAUGUAAAGGGAAGAUACUUGUUGCUCAGCUUGGAGAAAAUAGUGACUUUGUCAUCAGGACUGUACUAGCUCUAUAUAGGAAUACAACACAUUGUAUGCCUGAACCAAGCCAGCUUUUAUUUUGUACAAGAGAAACAACAUGGAAUGAAAUAGAUCUCUUGUUACAAAGAUGUAAGUGGGCAUACAAGUUUUAUGGUUUAUUGCCGCUAUAUUGCAUAGCAAACGUUGAACUGUUGCAAAAUAAAGUCCAAUUUACUCUCGUAGACGAACUCCAAAAUUUACAAGAUACGUGCACAGAAUUUCUUUUAACAAUCGUUUGCCGCGGUUCAAAAAACCACCCAUUUGUUGAUAAAUUGAACAACAGGGUAGCCACAAUACAGCCUGUUUCUAACCAGGAAAUAGAAAAUAUUUUUCACACUAGCCACUCAAACGUCUUGACAUAUACAUCCGAAGUUCCAGGCCUUGGUAAAACUUCCAGAAUAUUAAAUAGAUCAGUUUCACAUUCUCGAAGUACUGUUACUGUUCAAGUUAGUGGUCAAGCAAAGAAAAGCCUGCUUGUAGCAAAUUUGUUAGAAGUUAAGGUUCAUAGCUUCCAUACUCUGCAUUUUGAUAUUGGAGUGGUUGAUGAUCCAUCUGAGUUGGACACAUUUUUGUUUGAACUUAUCAUUUUGAAUUAUGUUGCUUACGGAAAGCUUGCUUUUUAUAUGCCAACUAACCAUAUCUGUGUAGAAAUUGGAAAUACAAUAAAUGAUUCAUUAAGAACAAACCUGACAACUGUAACAGCUUUCAAAAGGGAACAUUUGCUUUGGAAUAAUUUUUCAGACUUUGUUUGUAGUAAAGAAAUGAACAGUCCUGUACAAGUAGUUUGUCAUUACCUUCAGGCUCUAGACAAAGGUGUACUUGACAGUGAAGAGUUGUGUUUUUCUAAAAAAAACCAUUUACAACCAUUAUCUGACUUCACAUGUAGAUGCUUGCUUGGAAAACAUAUCAAUGUCUCCUCAGACUUGUCGUUCUCUAUUGUUCACACUUUCCUCAAUGUGUUAUCUGACCAGUUGAAAAAAAUGUCAUGUAGUGCAUUUUUUAAAGUAGCACAUCUUUCCGAAAUGGUUGGAAAACUUACUGUUCCAAUGAUCAGAAGUAAUUUGGUGAAAGCAAUGAUAGAUGUUUCUCUUGAAUUCGCAGCAAGAUCAGUUAACGCCUGUAGAUCAACCCAAAGUUCAACAUUAUCAACCGGUGAUUCGUAUUGUAAAGAACCAAAGAGUAGUGAUCUAGUCAGUAAAGUACUGCAUCGGGUCGACAGUAUGAUUCGAUGGGAGGAAAGUAAUCAUCUUAUCUAUGUUUUUCACUCUCAAAACAUACAUACAUUAUCUCCAAUGUAUCGAAAAAAAGAAAAUGUUCCGGCACAUGUACAAAAACUAUUCGAAAGUCAAAUGAAAAAGAGUCUUCCAGAUUUUAGCUCUAUGGGCCAGACUGAGCUUCAAAGUAUGCUUCAGAAAGUUGCGCGAAAAAAACCUUUACCACUCGAUAAAAAUCAGUUGCAACAUUUCUCGAAAGAUUAUGCACUGACUCCAGACAAUCUUUUAAAGAUGGUAUUGAUAAUGAUGAGAAUUCAAUCACAUGUACCUGUUGUUAUUAUGGGAGAAACAGGCUGUGGGAAAACAUCACUUAUUAGGUACUUAGCUAAUAUCUGUGAUGUACCUUUUAAAGUUAUGAAUAUUCAUGCUGGUGUGUUCUCAUCAGAAAUAUUACACAUUGUAAGACAAGAGAAUGCAGAAUGUCUAGAAUCACUGGACCAGCAAAGAUGGUUGUUUUUAGAUGAAAUAAAUACAUCGGAAAACAUUGGCUUAAUAUGUGACAUCAUAUGUCAUCAUAAAUGUAGUGGACAGAGUUUAGCUCCAAAUUUGGUGAUAAUGGGUGCUUGUAAUCCGUAUAGACUAAGGUCAGUAGACGCAAUACAAACAGCUGGCCUAGCAGGGAAGGUUAAAACUGAUGAUUUGUCAAAACUUGUGUAUAGGGUUCUUCCUUUACCAGAAAUGACAGUUGACUAUGUUUGGGACUUUGGGAGCCUAAGUGAACAAGAUGAAAUGAAAUACAUAAAAAGAAUGGUUGACGGUGUAUUUAAAACUGAAUCACCGGAACAUAGCUUAUUAAGUGAUUUAUUGUCAAUUUCACAAACAUUUGUUCGUGAUAAAGAAAAAUCAACAUGCGUUGUAAGUUUGCGAGAUGUUGAAAGAUGUAAGACUCUUGUUCCUUGGUUUAUCAAUAUCUUAAAACAGAAGGAAAACACAACCACUCGACAAACCGACUUAGAAAUUAACGCUAUAAUUUUGGCUCUGGCGCACUGCUACCAUAGUAGAUUCUUACAAAAAGCUGACAGAAAAAAAUAUCGAGAAAAGCUGCUUGAAGGUUUUAAAAGGAGUAGUUUUAGCCUUAUUUUAAAAGAGAAAGAUAUACAUGAUGUUAUCAAAACGGAGCAAAGAAACAUUAUUGACCGAAUGGUUAUUCCACCUGGAACUGCGAAAAAUACUGCUUUGCAGGAGAAUAUUUUUGUGAUCCUCGUUUGUAUUCUUAAUAAGAUACCGGUAUUUGUUGUAGGUAAACCAGGAUGUAGCAAGUCAUUAGCAAUGCAAAUAAUAAGAAGUAACCUGAGAGGAAAAGAUUCAAAAGACAAGUUUUUCAAAACAUUGCCUCAGCUGUAUUGUGUAUCGUUCCAGGGGUCAGAAUCCUCAACUUCAGAUGGAAUCAUCAAAGUAUUCGAGAAAGCUCAAAACUAUCAAAAGUCAAAUAGCAAAGACUCUGUCCUGUCAGUUGUGAUCUUAGAUGAAAUCGGUCUUGCAGAAGUUUCAAGAUUUAAUCCUUUGAAAGUAUUGCACAAUCUACUCGAGCCAGAAGGAAGAAGUAGACCAGACAUUGCGGUUGUUGGUAUUUCCAAUUGGGCAUUAGAUGCUUCUAAAAUGAACAGAGCUGUGCAUUUGUCCCGACCUGAUAUGGAUGCGGAAGAAUUAUUUGAAACAUCAAUGUCAAUAAGUACUUCAUUUGUAGAAAGUACGCAAGUUCAUGAAGGCCUGUCUUUAACAUCGACGAAAACCUCAUUUUCACAACUUGAUAUAAAAGAUGAAUUGUUGCUUGUUGCCAAGGCAUACAUUAACUAUACAAAUAAACUUCAAUUCAGUAAUUUCCAUGGAUUACGGGAUUUUUACUCACUUGUUAAGUUCAUUGCAAGAAAGUUAGCAAACACAUCUAAAGGUAAACCCCUACAUAAUAAAUCUGAAGUUAUUAUGGAGGGCCUUUUAAGAAAUUUUGGUGGUCUCAAGUCUGGUCGCAAUGCUUUGUUAGACCAUUUCAAAGAGUGUAUUCAGAAUUCUGGUCCAGUAAGCUUCCUUUCUGUUGAAUUGAUAAACAGUAACAUUGUUGAUACAAUGGCUAGACACCUAAUGAUAGUGACUAAAGGUGAUUCUGUCCUAGGUAUCUUGGAACAUAACCUUAAGCAAUCGGGGAGAGAAGGAAGAGAAAUUAUCUUUGGAAGCCAGUUUGAAGAGGAUCUUACAGAUGAAUACAGUUAUAGAAUUCUAAGCAGGAUUAUUCUUUGUAUGGAGCAAGGGAUUGUGUUAGUACUAAAAGAUCUUGAAAACAUUUAUGGAAGUCUGUAUGACAUGCUUAAUCAAAACUACACUAGGAUCGGGAAGAAAAACAAUUGUAGAGUUGCUCUUGGUCCCUACAGCAAUCCGUUUUGUCAUGUUGCUGAAUCGUUCGGCUGCAUUGUGUUAAUUGAUGAAAAUAAAGUGAAUUAUUCAGAUCCACCAUUCUUGAAUAGAUUUGAAAAACAAGUUCUUUCUUUUGCAGAUGUAAUGCAUUCUCAGGAAAUAAAAGUUGUUGAAGAGUUAGAUCGCUGGAUGGAACAAAUUUCACAAAUAGAAGGGACACCAUUCACAAAAUACAGUGCAAUGCCAUUUUACAGUGAAGAACUUAUUUCUUCUCUCGUUUUGUAUAUGAAACGAAGGGACGAAGAGUUCAAUCUCACUUUUAUAGAAAAAUGCAAGGAAGAAUUACUAUGGAUAAUAAGACCAGAAGUUAUUGUGCGAUUGCCAGUAGUUGAUGAUUUUCAUAUACAAAAGUCGAGUUUACAAAUUCGAUCCGAUUAUUUUCAUCUGCCUUUGCAUAAAGGUAUCGGGAAUUUAAUACAUUUUCAGAAAAACACAGACAGUAACAGCAAUAUGACUGUAGUAUUUACCAACAGUAAUAUACAUACGAAUAUUACGGAUGAACUGGCAAAUUGGAACUUUCAAAGAGAGAAAUUAGGAGCAUUUAAAUCAGAAAAGCAACUUUCUAUCAAGCUGCAACAAUUUUGGCAGAGUGACAAGCAACUAUUAUUAAUCCAUUGCAGUGCUCAGGAAGAUGACAAACACGUUAUGUUGACAAAGUCCCUGAUAGAGAAAUAUAGGUCAGAGUAUAUUGAAUCGUCGAAAGGACCAGCAAUGAAAUUUGUUUAUCUCAUUAUUCAUUUAGGAAGUAGGGAUGUAUCGUAUUUCAAUGGAGAAUCAUCCUGCUUAGUAUCACAGAUAAAUUACUUGUCAGGUUGGAAAUUGCUUCUUCUAGAAAGCUUGGAGUGCCCACGAAUUACGCUCCCGGCCUUAUGCUCAAGGACAUUACUUGAGACGAUAGCAGUCAUGCUUCCAAUGACAGAUGUGAUACAAGAAGAACUAUUUUGGGCAUUUACAAGGAUAAAGUAUGGAAAUCACGGUCGAAAUGCGAAAAGUAUCAAUCAUAUAAUUGAGAAAAUGAAUUCGUGUCCGACUUUCCUUGAAAUUAUCAGUGAAUUAAUCUGGUCAUAUGUUCAAAACUGGUAUAAGGGCCAGUUAAACGAAGACUGGUAUGUAACAGUGGCUUGUGAUACGAAAUCGUUGAACACGUCUUCUUUCUUUGUAGAUGCACUGGAGCGACACAUUAGAAGAAUUAUCAAAAAUCCUUUGGCAAAGAUUAUUUUCAAAUUGGAACAAGUAGGAGCUAUUGAUAGCUUUUUCAUUGAAGAUUCACUAACAACAGAAAGAAGAAACUUAUGGUGCGCAAGUAAAGAUAAUGAAAAACUAUUUUCGUACUCUAUUGAAGACAAACAAAUUAAAGAUGCAAGCGGACCUGAAUGUUACCAAUGUGAAACACCAGAUCUUGAAUUGAGAUUGCCGUUCAGUCGUAUUAUUUUCGAGAGUAUUGAGGAAACCAAAAGUUUGUUUGCAGAUGAGGUUAAACGUUCAAAGUUGAAGUGUGAACUAGAAGUCGAAGAUCAUCUUCCAGAUGAAAUCUUACAUGAAAUUUGUUUGCAGCAGGAAAGUUUCAUUUUGAAAAAGAUAUCGGACAUAUUUGAAGCUGAACGAAUAACAGCACCUUUAAUGAAAGAUUAUAUUACAGAUUUCUGUAAUUUAUAUUCAUAUACAUUUUCAAAUGUCCUUGAAAAAGAAAGCAGAAUUGAAUAUAUGAGAUGGACUUUAGAACAGAGAGGUGACAUAAAUGUUCUUGACAAUGUACACCUGCUAACAAAUAUUCAUUGUUUAGGUUGGUCUCAUGUAAAUUUGUUUGAUUCAAUAAUACAACUGUUUGAAUUAUGUUCAAACGUCUUUAAAGGUGGCUCAAAUAUCUUUGUCCAGUUUCAGAAUCAUCUUUUAAGUAAAGAUAAUAAACAUGAUUCAUCUGAAAAGUCUGAAUUUUUGUUCGAAAAUUUUGAGACAGAAGAAAUAAACACAGCUUUAAUAAAUGAAUUACAUACACAUGAAAAAACUGUCGAAGAUUCAAAUGUUCAAUUUGAUACUGAUCAUCAUACAAUAGCGAAAGGUGAAAUUUCUGAUGAAUGUGUCAAUAUUGACUUAGAUGGAAGCAAUAUAUGUGCUGAGGAUCAUGUUCUGUAUGGAAGAAUUGGUCAAGAUAAACUAUUUAAGCCAUCACUUGAUUUGGAACAUCCUGAAGAGAACCCGAAAGAAUACACAAAUGUAGCUGUAACCAAAGUAGAUGAUAUGAAGGAAAAUGAAAAUGAUGAAUUAUUUCAAGAUGACUCUAAUACAUCUUAUGAAACAGAGCAGUCCAAUCUGGAUAGCGACCAAGCACAAGCGAACUGUUUGUCGACUGACAACAUCCAGGGCUUUGUUUCAUUUGUGUGUACAAGGCUUCUUCCAACAAAAGAAUGUAUGAGUGAGUUUUCUGGAAUAAAGAAUUGGCAAUUGACUGUUAAAAAUAUUUUGAUUGUGACCGCUGAAGUGUCAACUGAUUCAGAAGCUCUACAUUCGUUGAGGCUAUGUAAUGAUAUUGUCACUGAUAUUGUCCUGCCUUACAAUUUGGGACUUGAACCAUUACAUGGUAUUGGUGAGAGCUUGGUUUGCGGAAGUGUUGACUCAGAAUCGGUAUUUAGCAAUUUGCUGAAUCUUUUUAAAUAUUUAAAAGAAACUGAAUCGGCAGCACCGAUUCAGAGGGUCAUCUGUCAGUUUUUGAUGAGAUGCUUGUCAAAUAACACAGAAACUAAGGCAUUCAUAUAUCUGUUUACAGCUAUAGAAGAGGGUGUUUUACCAGAAGGUGAUAUGCAUCUACUAAAGACACCUGUAAAAUAUUUAAUUCAAAAUGAAUUAGAUGAAAAUGAAAAUGAAAAUAUAUUCAUGGAUCUCGCUACAAGUGCUGAAAACAGGGAUGCUCUUUUAGAAUCUAGUCUUUUCUUGAAUACACUUGACAGAUGUUUACAUGUUUUGAACGAACAAGAUCGAAUAGCAAGCCCAUUUGUCCUCCUAAUUAUUGAUCUCAUACAAGAUACAUAUGAGCAGGACGAAAGUAUUUCAAAUACAGAAGAUAAAUUAAUACUUGCUGGGCAAAUAUUGCAAGAGAACAAUAUUGGUUUAGCUUUUAUUUCUGCAGUUGCAUACUCAAAGGCAGCAAUUUCACUUAUAACAGAGGCGGAAAUUUCUAGCUCAGAUCAACCAGAAAUAAUAAAGAAUUUGCUUACUGCCUUUAAUGCAGUACUAUGUGGCUUAAACGACAGUAAUAUAGACAAGCCAAUGCUAGAGUAUUUUUUGACAGUGAUUGGCAAAGAUUCCUCAAUUUACAAUGUAAGGAACUAUUGUAGAAGCCUAUCAGAUAAUUGGUCAUUUCUUGAAAAAAUAAAUUGGUCAGAUGACUAUUUGUCAAAUUCGUUAGAAAACAAUCCGCUAGCAAUAGAAAUUGACGAUAAAUUGUUACAUGAAGGUGAAGGGUUCGUGGCAAAAGAACAAUCAACUGAAGCUUUUAAAAAGAGUAUGUCAAAGCUCAUUCAAAUUGCUUUAAAACAACCAGUGUCUGGUUUAUUGCUUCUUUAUACACUUACAAUGAAAAAGUGGUACAUGUCUAGACAAAGAAAAUCUCUUGAUGACAAAGACAGGAUGCAUGCAGCACUUCUGAUGGAAGAAACCAAGCUUCUUAAAUUACCCCCAGAACAAUAUAAUUUGGUGGAAUGUUUAGUUGGCAAACGAGAUUUUGUAUGUAAAUUUUUCAUGCAUGGAGAAGAGUCUAAAUUUCAGCAAUGCAUGAUCAACUCUAUACUAGUGUCUACUUUUGCACGCUUGCUUGCUUUUUGCAAUGAUUCUAAUGACGGUUCUUCAUUAUUAGGCUUAUGUCUACUUAAUCCUAAAGAAGUAAAAGGUUACAUGUUCUCGGAGAGUGUUCAAUUAAUCGGCCAACGAAAAAACAUUUAUUUUCAAGAUAAUGGAAAAUUUGCACUUUGUAAGUGUAACAGGCGUUUAUUUUUCAAGAGUUCUUCGGGUACUUCUUAUGCUUGCCCAGUUUGUGGCAAUGAACCUGUGAUAGACAAUGUACAGAUUUCAAGUAAACAGUUGACAUUAAAUCCUAUUCAUCAAACAGCCAUGUGUUCAACUUUCAGUUUUCAAAUGAGGACAUUAUCAGAUGUCGCCCUAUGUACUUUGCAGUUUCUUGUAAAUGGAUGUUUGUUAGGCUCGAUUGCUCUGGAAAUAUCAAAACAUUCAGAAAUAGAAGGUGUGUUGGGGAACCAGUGCCCAGAAAUUGAUGUCUGUCACCAACUAGAAAGCAAUAUACUUAACAACUGGGAAGAGCUGAAAAUAUUUUUGAAUAUGGAUGACCAUGAUGUUGGAAUUUUAAUGCAUUCACUCUUGCAUAAAGGAAAGCAACUCAUUUUUGAAGAAAAAUAUUCAACAUUAUCAGAAUCGCAGAAAAUAAAAUGGGAGAGCAAAUUUGAUGAUUUAGUAUCAGAAAUUCUUGAUAAGCGUGCAGUAACUAUACAGCAUACUCUUUAUCAAUGUAACAACCUUUAUAAUUUGCCAAAACAGUGUGUAGAAAGUGCUAUGCGAGAGGCUAACGAUUUUGAAAAUACAGAACAAACAGAAAGGUACGAAGAGUUUUCAACACUGUUUAGAAAGCCAGUAAAACCUUCUAGAGAAGAUUUUCAAACUCAGCUUUGUUUUACUAGAGAUAAGUUUCCCUUCUUGAUAAUGUUUCUUAGAAAAGAAGAUGAGUUUAAUCUGCCCAAACAUAUAUACAAUAUAGUUCAGUGGCAUGUGGUAACUGUUGUAAAUAUCAGUUACGUAUUCAAACGUACAGAAUGUUUGAAACUGACUGUGGGAGAAUUUCACUCAAAAAUUUCUGACCUUAAGAAGCAGAAAAUGAGUAAGCAAAUAUUUGAAAAAUUUAAAAACUCAUGGAACGCUUUAAAAGAUCUAUUAAAAGACACUGAAGGAUUUCAAACGACAAUGUCAGUUUCUAUUAAAACAAGGAUGGCUGAGUGCUUAGUACUGGAUACCACCUGUGAUAUUUAUAAAGUUUUGUCCUACCUUGUUAACAUUCAAAAUGGUCUUAUUGAUAUGGCACUGACACAUUCAUUUGCUUGUAACAACCUUCAGUUUUUACUUCGAGAUGAUGAUACUGCUUGUUGUAAAGCCGUCCCAGUUACAGAAUUAAAAAGCGUGCACUUGAUAGAAAAAACCUUUGAUUUGGAUGAAAGUUUAGCUCAAGAAUCAAACAGUGGAUUAGCAUAUGGAUUAGGAAAACAAAUCUUUUACGAUUUUGAAAAUAUUGAAAAGGAAUUAUGUGUUGACUUGCUUUCUGGAAAGGCAUAUGUCACUCUUGAAGAGCUCCCUAGAAUUGUGUUCACAGAUGAACUAUAUAAAAAUUUUGUUGCUCUUCUUGAAGAGGUAUGUCACUCUAUUCCACAGGAAGCACUUCCAGUUGAUUUAGAGGAAGCAUUUGUGAAAUCUAAUCACGAUAUGGCAAAUAUGUCUGUUGAGCUUAUCAAUUACUUGGAUAUGGUUUUGACUUUACUAAAACAGUCAAAAUAUGAUCCUAAGAAAUCUUUGAUAGACUUUGCACACGAGAGAGCCAAUAUUGUAGGUCAGCAGUUUCCAACACAAUACCUACCAACUCCAGAUAGUGGAGUGAAACUAUGUCAUAUUAUUUCUUUGCAUGAAUUACUUGAAGAGUUAAGUGUAAAUCGCAUCAUUGGGAGUUUAGUCGAGACUGAAUUGGAUGCCGACAUGAAUGAACAUUUCAGUAAAAUGCCAGAGACAAGCAUCCGAAAAUCGGAGAUAGUACUUAAAGUACUGAAAAGAUUUGUUUACAGAUGCGUUUUCAUGGGGGAAAUAGACUCUGAACAACAGGUUUUACAGUACCUAAGUCAGAAAUCAUUUUGGCCCUCACAUAUAUUCCAAAAUGAGAAACUGAUAAUAGAUGGCAACGAGGAAGAUGUGAAGGACGUCAUACCGCCUACUUUGCUUGUAUGUCACAUUGUAGCAGCGGUGUCCACAUUAAGUGAAAGCAUUGAGGCACAAAAGCAAGGGGAGGUGCGGAUGGACCGUGUUAUCGCUUCGUGGAAAGGAAAAUCUAAAGAAAAUGUAGCCAAGGUGACUCGUCAAAAGAAAGCUGUGAAAAAAUUGAGGAAAUCUUAAAUAAAUGCCAAAUUUCUUAAAGGUAUGCCAAAGUUAAGCAAUUCUUACUGUUAUUUGUAACGAAGCAGCAUUUUUUGAGGUUUAAGAAAGACAUCAAAAUAGUCGAUUAUUAAGUCACUAUAUUGAACAUUUGUUUCCCCAUUUAAUAGGACUCCUGAGUCGAUAAAGCUGACUGAAGUAAUGUGUGAAAAGACAUGUAGCGAACAAUAAAAAUCUUUACAGGAUUAAAAAGUUGCGUACUAUAUUUUAUUAUAUUUAUUCCGCCGCACAACAAAUUUAUCAGGGGGUAUAUUGGAAUCAGCUUGUUUGUUCGGCCGUCAGUCAGUUUUUCCUUGUCCGCCAAAUAACUUUGACCCACAGUCUUCAUAUUUGGCAUGAAAGUUAGUCAUGAUAAGUAGACGACCCCUAUUGAUUUUGAGGUCACUUGGUAAAAGGUCAAGGUCACAGGGGCCUCGACUGAAAAAAGGUUGCCCGCCCAAUAACUUAAGAUUCCUUUGACCCACAGUGUUAAUAUUUCGCAUGAUGGUUACUCAUGAUGAGUAGAUGACAUUACUGAUUUUAAGGUCACUGGGUCAAAGGUCAAGGUCGCAGGGGCCUUAACUGAAAAAAAGCUUGUCCGCCCAAUAACUUAAAAUUCGUUUGACCAACUGUCUUCAUAUUUGGCAUGAAAAUUAGUCAUGAUUAGUAGAUGACUCCUAUUGACUUUAUGGUCACUGGGUUCAAGGUUAAGGUCACCGGGGUCUUGACUGAAAAAAGCUUGCCUGCCCAAUAACUUAAGAUUUCUUUGACCCAUAGUCUUUAUAUUUGGCAUAGUUGUUAGUCAUGAUUAGUAGAUGACACCUAUUGAUUUUGAGUUCACUGGGUUAAAGGUCAAGGUCAGAGAGGAUUGACUAUAUAAAGCUUGUCCGCCCAAUAACUUAAGAUUCCUUUGACCCACAGUCUUCAUACUUGCCACGGAGGUUAGUCCUAAUUAGUAAAGGUCCCCAUUGAUUUUGAAAUCACUGGGUCAAAUGUCAAGGUCACAAGUGCCUUAAGCUCAAAAGACUUGUCUGCUGAAUUGCGUAACAGUGUUUUGGUCAGCAGUCUUCAUAUUUGUCAUUGAGGUUGGUUAUGACUGGAAGAUGACCCCUUUGAUUUUGAAGUCACUAGGUCUGACCUUGACUAAAAAGCUGGUCCGCCAAAUAACUUAAGGAUCCUUUGACCCACAAUCUUUAUAUUCCCAUAUUGAUUUUGAGGUCACUGGAUCAAAGGUCAUGGUUACAGGGGCCUUGACUAAAAAAUAUCCUAAGACUCCUUUGACCCACAGUCUUCAUAUUUGGCAUGAAGGUUGAUCAUGACCCCUAUUUAUCUUGAGUUUGCUGGGUCAAAUGUCAAUGUCACAGGGGCCUUUAGUUCAAAAGCUUGUCCGCUCAAUUGCUUAAGAAUGCUUUGGUUAGCAGUGUUGAAAUUUAGUAUUGUGGUGGGUUAUGACUAGUAGAUGACCCUUAUUGAUUUUAGGUGACUGUGUCAAAGGUCAAUGUCACAGGGCUUUUACUACAAUAAGUUUGUCUGCUCAAAUGCUUAAGAAUGCCUGUCUAAAGUGUAAUUGAUUUUGACAUUUUCACAUUUAGAGCAUAUAAUUAUGUUCUCAUAUAUUCAUCAUAAAACAGGCAAAGCUGCAUGAAUGGGGGUAUUCAAGUCAUGUAGUGGCAAUGUCAGUUUUGAGGUCAAAGGUAAAGGUGAUUUUGAUCUUUGCCACAAAAACAUGUAGAAUGCAUAAUUUAGCAAUGCACUGGCUUUCUACCCUCAGAUUUGGCUGGGAGGUUGUCCUUGAGCUUUAAAUGACCACUGUUGAUUCUGACAAAGUGGUAUGGGGGUAUUCACACUAUGACAGUGGCAGUUCUAGUUUUAUUUAAAGGUUUGGAUGACUUUCGUUAACUUUAGGUGUUUAAAAGACACAUUUAUUCAUGAAAGAAUAAAAAUUGUUGGUGUAAAUGACUAUUUAUUUAUUCAAACUUGAUUUUGAAGCAAUGAGAGAUUUUAACCUAUACCAGGUUUCGCUCAAUAGGGAGAGUAUUUAAUUAAGUAAUUGAUCAGGGUUUCACGGUUUGCUUAUUCUAUCUUUGUGACAAUUGAUGUCAAACAUUGUGUCUAAUGGUCAGUUGUUUCUCAUCGCAUAUUUAGAAAUCAUGUAACAUUAAUGGUAGGUCACUUGCAGAGACAUUGAUAAUUACUGGUUUUGUUAUCCAGGAAACUCUCCAGGAAAAUCAGUGUUGUGGACCUGAAAAGAUAUUACCAAAAAAUGUUAAAACAUUAGCACAAACAAAUUAAUUUUCAAGUCGGUCCUUUGACUAAAGAGUAUAGUUCUAUGAUCUGAGGAACUCUUAGGUAGCACUAUGAUCUUUAAGAUUUAGGAAUGUUAAAACUAUUCCAUUGCAUUGACCCUAAAAUUACGAGAAUUACUGUCUUUUCUAUGUAAACAUUAUGCACUUUCUGUUAAACUGGGUUAUUUCUUUUCCACCAUCAGAUUGCAGUUGAACUUUCUAGAGGCGUGCCAUGGAAACAGUUUAGACAAAUGUGUCAUAUGUUUAUGAAAUAUUUUGUAAAAUAAACACUUAUACAGAUUGAUGCUGUGUGUUUGGGAAUGCUUUGUAAAUAAAAUAUUUAUGUGUUGUGUUUUGAAAAUACUUUGUAACAGGAACAUUUAUACAUAAUUGUGCCAUGUGCUUGAUAAAUACUUUGUAGACUUAACUGCCAUUAAAUAUAGUGUCAUGUGUUUAGUAUCUUCAUAAUAUAGUUAACAUUUCCAGAACAGAUUGGUAACAUGUGUUUUGAAAAUACUUUGUUGAUAAAAUAUUUAUAUGUAAUGUGUUUUGGAAACAUUUUGUAAAUAAAAUAUCUAUAUGUAAUGUGUUUGGGAAAUACUUUGUAAAUAAAAUAUCUAUAUGUAAUGUGUUUGGGAAAUACUUUGUAAAUAAAAUAUCUAUAUGUAAUGUGUUUGGGAAAUACUUUGUAAUAGAAUAUUUAUAUGUAAUGUGUUUGGGAAUAUUUUUGUAAUCAAAUGUGAUUUUUAACAAAAGAUGAUAUGUUUGAGUUUUAAAUUUCAAAAGGUAUUGUUGCCAUACAUUUGAUAUGCACUGCAAUACCACCAUAAAUAGAAGAGUGUAAGGGAUAAUGAAUGAUGAGUUGACAGUUCAUUAAUAUUGUAAUUAUUCUUAAGCAUAAAUUGUGCCUUGAGAGAAAUAUUUUGUAACCAUCUUUUUUGCUGAAGAGAAAAACUAAAAUUAUGAAUUAUUUUUGGAUUUUAUUGUUUGUAUUGUAAAAAAAUCUAGCUAAACUACUUUUGCUAUUUGAUUCACCAUUAGCAUUACUAAAUAUGUAAUAUGUAUUCCAAGAAUGUAUUUUGAAAAUAUUUCAUUUGUACAGUGUUAAUUUGUCCUUAUUCUGAUAUUGCUAAGGAUCAAUAUUAGGAACAAAAUUUAAUUUGAUAAGCAUUUUUAAAGAUUUGACAUUUUGUUUUAGAAAUCAAUCCAUAUAUUGUGAUCCUAAUUCAUUUUAUCAUUCAUAUUUUUCGUUCAAUUGUUUUGUAAUCCUGUUAAAGUUUUCUUUGACUUUAUUCCAUAGACUUGUUUGAAUUACGGUUGAAGUUGUUACGUUUCAAUGAUUUAAGAAGCAUUGCUAACAAUAAUGAAUUACUAGGGAAAUAACAUGUUAAAACAAAAUCAGAUUUCGAUUUUAUAGAUGAUGUUUCUUUUCUUUUGAACAAUGUAUCAUAUGUAUAUUUUUGUUCAUAUUGUUCAUAUCAGAUCAUUUUUAAAACAUGAAUGAAUGGUAAUUAGCUUAUCAAGUUAACCAACUUAUUGAUUGGACAAGCCUUCUGUUUGUUCUUGCAUAUACCUGUUAUUUGUACAUGUACUCAGUUGUUUUAGUGCUGUUUAGUAGGAUAUGAAUUCAUAUGAAUAUUAGCAAGAAAUGUUGUUUGUACAUAUAUUUUAUGAUGUACAUAUUUUAUGUCCAACAAGAUUUGACCCUAUCAAUUUAUCAGUCUUUGUUAUCCUAAAUAGAACUGUAAAUAUAGGUCUGAAACUGUUCAUCAAGUCAUACCCUCCUCAUUAGUAUUUUAUCUAGUACUGUAUAUAUUCUUUGUACAAUCUUUUUAUAAAAUAUGUUUCUGUUUUGUUUUUACCAAAUAUCUGCCUUUUUUCCUCAUCUCAUGAUUAGCACUUAAUUUUUAAAUGAUUUGUAGAUUGCAUUCUUUCCCUGUAUGAUUUAUAUAGGAUUUUUGAUCCAUGUGAUUCGAAUAGUGUCAGCUGUACCCAAAAAUUGGGUAUCUUUCAUUUAUUUAACUUAUGUCAUUGCAUGAAUGUAUUAUUAUUCCUAGCAAGUGAUACAUUUAGUUAACAUUGUGUAAAUAAUUCAUUUGUCCAAUAAUUAAUCAUCAUUUUCCUAGUUUAGUUUGCUUAAACGGGUCUCAAUUCAGGGUCAAUAUCGGGACCAACAAUUACUUGAAUAUUUUCUUACCUUCUGAUUUGAAAGUUUUGAAAAAAUAAUUCUGUUUUGAAAAAAAAAACA
Ruditapes philippinarum (Manila clam) is the source of this 19293-nucleotide messenger RNA. RefSeq lists its product as uncharacterized. The record is from RefSeq and is a predicted model, not a curated record. Lineage: Eukaryota; Metazoa; Mollusca; Bivalvia; Venerida; Veneridae. Gene Ontology annotation, molecular function: ATP hydrolysis activity; ubiquitin-protein transferase activity. The coding region runs from base 124 to 14742 and encodes 4872 amino acids. The transcript has 9 exons.